AUGACAACAGAGAAGAGUCUAGCCGCGGACGCCGACAAUUCGGAGCAGCAGCAAGCCAAGGAGGAGGAAGGAGCUGCUGAAACACAAAAGCAAGAGGCUUCCCUGGAGGAGGGGGCUCAGCAGACGUCGGAGGGACAGCCUGCGGCAGGGCAGAAGCAGAAGGCCUCCAACGGCGAUACGCCCACGCACGAGGAGCAGAGCAAGAAGGAACGCCGCACCUCCGAGGGCCGGGGUCUCUCCCGCCUCUUCUCAUCCUUUCUCAGGAGGCCCAAGUCUCAGGUGUCCGAAGCGGACAAAGACACUGAUGCUUCUAAAGAGGCGGGAGGGGACCGGAAAGACCCGGGAUUAGAAGCCAGCCCUGAUGAAGACAUCCUGGUGAAAGCCCCCAUUGCUGCUCCGGAGCCUGAGCUCAAAACCGACCCAUCGCUAGAUCUCCAUUCUUUAAGCAGUGCGGAAACACAGCCUGCGCAGGAGGAGAGGAGGGACGACCAGGAGCCGGAGAGCAGAGAGCUCGGGGACAAGGAAGGAGGGGGAGCGAAGGAAGAGUGCGCCAAGCCAGAGCCGAAACAAGAGGCUCCGGAGACCAAAGCCGACAAGGAUUUGAAAGCUGCCCAGAAAGCAGUAAAAAGGCACAGAAACAUGUACUGCAAAGUCGUCUUGCUGGAUGACACCAUUUUUGAGUGCGCCGUGGAUAAACACGCCAAGGGACAGGAUCUACUUAAAAAAGUCUGUGACCACCUCAAUCUCCUGGAAGAAGACUACUUCGGCUUGGCCAUAUGGGACACCCCGACCUCCAGGACGUGGCUGGAUCCUGCCAAAGAAAUAAAAAAACAGGUUCACGGAGGCCCCUGGGAUUUUACCUUCAAUGUCAAAUUUUAUCCGCCGGAUCCCGCGCAGCUGACAGAGGACAUAACCAGGUAUUACUUGUGUCUUCAGCUUAGACAAGACAUCAUUACGGGGCGGCUGCCCUGUUCCUUUGCGACUUUGGCUCUGCUGGGUUCCUACACGGUCCAGUCCGAGUUGGGAGACUACGAUCCCGAUCUACACGGCCCAGAUUAUAUCAGUGAAUUUAAAUUGGCACCGAACCAGACGAAAGAGUUGGAAGAGAAGGUUGUGGAGCUUCAUAAAACAUACAGAUCCAUGACUCCAGCCCAAGCAGACCUGGAAUUCCUUGAGAAUGCAAAAAAGCUGUCUAUGUAUGGAGUCGACCUUCACCAAGCCAAGGACUUGGAAGGAGUGGAUAUCACUCUGGGAGUCUGUUCCAGUGGCCUUCUUGUUUACAAAGAUAAACUGAGAAUCAACCGCUUCCCUUGGCCCAAGGUCCUGAAGAUUUCCUACAAACGCAGCAGCUUCUUUAUUAAGAUUCGGCCAGGGGAGCAAGAACAGUAUGAAAGUACAAUUGGGUUCAAGCUACCAAGUUACCGGGCGGCGAAGAAGCUGUGGAAAGUAUGUGUUGAACAUCACACGUUUUUCAGGCUGACUUCCACCGAGGCCAUCCCGAAGAGCAGGUUCCUGGCGCUGGGCUCCAAGUUCCGCUACAGCGGCCGGACGCAGGCGCAGACGAGGCAGGCGAGUGCCUUGAUCGACCGACCCGCUCCCCAGUUCGAGCGGACGGCAAGUAAGCGAGCCUCCAGGAGCCUCGACGGAGCAGUGGCCGUGAUAACCCCCGAGAGGAGUCCCCGUCCCACCUCUGCCCCGGCCAUCGCUCAGAGCCACGCUGCGGAGCCGGUCCCAGCUAAGGCUGACACCAGGGACGUGGUCGCUGCCUCUAAAGUAGAAAAAGAACCGGCAAAACCUGAUGUGAGAGGUCAAGAAAUCCCAGCGGAGAAAGCCAAGCCGGAGGCAGCCGAUGCGUCAAAGGUGAGGAAAACGCACAUUGAGGUCACAGUACCCACCACGAAUGGUGACCAGCCCCAGCAGCCUGCAGAAAAAGAGGAAGAACUGAUAAGAAUGAGGAAGAAGAGAUCAAAGAGGCUAGAUGGUGAAAACAUUUAUAUCAGGCAUAGCAAUUUAAUGUUGGAGGAUCUAGAUAAGACCCAAGAAGAAAUAAAGAAGCAUCACGCCAACAUCAGUGAGUUGAAGAAGAACUUUAUGGAGUCCGUCCCGGAGCCUCGGCCGAGUGAAUGGGACAAACGUUUGUCCACUCACUCCCCUUUCCGAACCCUCAACGUCAAUGGGCAGAUUCCCACGGGAGCGGAUGGACCACCGCUGGUGAAGACACAGACCGUCACCAUCUCUGAUGUCUCUAGCGCCGUCAAAAGCGAAAUUCCCACAAAAGAAGUCCCCAUCGUCCACACGGAGACAAAGACCAUCACCUACGAAGCUGCACAGACAGAUGGUGGCAACGGAGAUUUAGACCCUGGCAUCCUGCUGACUGCUCAGACCAUCACUUCGGAAACCACCAGCAGCACCACCACCACACAGAUCACAAAGACUGUAAAAGGUGGCAUUUCAGAGACGCGGAUUGAAAAGAGGAUUGUCAUCACAGGAGAUGCAGAUGUAGACCACGACCAGGUUCUAGCGCAGGCGAUAAAGGCGGCGAAGGAGCAGCACCCCGACAUGUCGGUCACCAAAGUGGUUGUGCACCAGGAGACCGAGAUCGCCGAGGAGUAG
Molecule: messenger RNA, 2613 nt
Organism: Charadrius vociferus (killdeer)
Lineage: Eukaryota; Metazoa; Chordata; Aves; Charadriiformes; Charadriidae
Gene: EPB41
Product: erythrocyte membrane protein band 4.1
Exons: 19
Coding region: 1-2613 (870 amino acids)
Biological process (GO): cortical actin cytoskeleton organization
Cellular component (GO): cytoskeleton; plasma membrane
Molecular function (GO): actin binding; structural molecule activity
Source: RefSeq, a predicted model, not a curated record